Molecule: messenger RNA, 1993 nt
Organism: Haliotis rubra (blacklip abalone)
Lineage: Eukaryota; Metazoa; Mollusca; Gastropoda; Lepetellida; Haliotidae
Exons: 11
Coding region: 1-1545 (514 amino acids)
Biological process (GO): monoatomic anion transport; transmembrane transport
Molecular function (GO): transmembrane transporter activity
Source: RefSeq, a predicted model, not a curated record
AUGGAUAAGCCAGAGAAAGACGCAUCCCCACCUAAUGAAGCCGAACUUGUCGAACCGCGAGAUGACGUCUCGAAGGGAGAGAACUCUGCGUACCAGCAAGGCUGUCUACAGAAGUACACGUCCGCCCGAUGGGUGCUAGCCUACCAAGCUUGUCUUGCCUAUCUGUUCUACAUGGCACUACCGCACGCUAUGGGCUUCGCUAUAGUGUGUAUGACGACACAAGGCAAAGGUCACCAUGCCAACACGUCCGACAGUUUCAACAUGUCGAACUCGAGUUAUAGCUCAGUGAAUAUGCCAGAGUUUCAAUGGGACAGUACAACGCAGGGUUUAGUGCUCUCGUCAAAUUUCUUUUUAGCUUCCUUGUCACCUCUGAUAGGUGGCGCCCUCUGCCACAGAUUCGGUGGCAAGAUGGUGGUGUUGAUUACCUCCUUCAUCUGCGGGGUCUGCAGCCUAUUAACCCCUCUGGCGGCUAGAACACACCUGGUCUUCCUCAUCGUUGCAAAAGUACUGCAGGGAUUCUGUGGGAACAUGAUCUUUCCAGCAACAAAUGACCUCUGGUCAAGGUGGACCCCUGGGGGAGAAAAAGUACAACUAGUUUCCGUCGGAUUUUCAGGUGGAACGCUGUCCCAGAUAGUGUUGUUCACGAUGUCCGGCUUUCUGUGUACCCUGCCUUUUGAUAACGGCUGGCCAUUAAUCUUUUAUGUAUUAGGUGGCGCAUGCUUGGUGUGGUGUGGCGUGUGGUGUCUGACGGUGUUUGACUCUCCCGAUGUUCAUCCGAGGAUUUCAAGUGAAGAGAGACAGUACAUCAAUAACACUCGAGUUGGUGUGGUCAAACGUCGCGAUGAAAAGAUCCCGUGGCGAGCGAUAGCCACGUCACCAGUUUGUUACACAAUCAUGCUGGUCAUGUUCGCGCACCAAUACACAAUGGUAACUCUCGCGGCCUUCGUUCCCACCUACAUGAACAGCGCCCUCAAGUACAGCAUCCCAGAGACUGGUGUCAUGUCGGCGGUACCUUACAUUGGCCGCUUCGUAUCUUCGUAUUUUUGGGGUUUCUUGUCAGACAAGCUUCGGUUCUAUCUGUCUGUUACCAGUGUCAGGAAACUCGUUCAAAUUGUUGGGUUCGGCGUGGCUGGCACUCUGACUUGUGGACUGGGUUACGUGACUGAAGACACGAGGCUGGCAGCAGUCUGUGUCCUGACGGUCAUCAUGUUCUGCCAUUCCUCAACGUUGUCAUCCAGUGCACAGCUUCCUCUAGACAUAGCUCCACAGUUUGCAUCGAUACUCACAGGGCUGAUGUUUGGUGUGGGCAACCUUGGCGCCACUGUGUCUCCACUAAUCACCGCAUACAUCAUCACUGACAGAACCAUGGAUCAAUGGCGGACGCUAUUCUUCCUUAAUAUGGGCAUAUUCUUAGCUGCCAGCGUUGCAUUUCUUGUGUUUGCAAGCGGAGAUAUACAACCAUGGGCAGAUAACACUGUUCAAAGGGAUCAAGAGUUGACAGAAAAGCAACCACUAAAGCAGGGAGCGGAAAUUACAUUGAACUGAACAAGGAGCAAGUGUGACUCUGUUGAUAUAGAUACGACGUUACGACUUCUUCCAACAAUAUGACACACCCUCGAGGCAAAUCUACGUUUCGUUGCAUGUGUUUUGUUGAUGACAAGGCAUUGGAAGCUGUCGGUAUCGAUCUUCACAGAACAAUGCAAGCCAGAUGAUCAGAAGGAACGGAAAUCGUCAACUGCUAUUUGAACCUUUCCCCGAAAGACAUAUAAUUCAAUUUCAAGAAAGCAACUUGAAAAGUUUUUAUGUCUUUGAAUAAAUUAUCCAUACGUCACCUCUUUUGAACAAGCAACAGUACGAACAAAAUGACGUCAUCAAGGUAUACACAUCCAAGCCCUCAGAGAGCAUCAAAACGUUCGCCGCUGAAGUUAUUUUUUGUUAGGAAUUAAGCCGGAUAUAAGGUAUUCCAUAAGUAAUAAAACAAACUCAAAACUUA